UUUGUCUCAUAAUGAAUAACACUACAAGCCUGUUGGACAAUUCAAACUGCAGCAAGAAUGACAUGUUCAAGUACCCCCUGUACAGCACAGUCUUCAGCAUUGUGUUUGUGGUCGGACUCAUCACAAAUGUGGUGGCCCUUUACAUAUUCACAUGCUCUCUAAAAUUAAGGAACGAGACCACCACAUACAUGAUGAACCUGGUGGUGUCUGACUUGCUGUUUGUCUUCACUCUGCCUCUGAGGGUCUUCUACUUCAUCAACAAGAACUGGCCCUUCGGGGGGAUUUUCUGCCAGAUCUCCGUCUCGCUUUUUUACACCAACAUGUACGGCAGCAUGCUCUUUCUCACAUGCAUCAGCGUGGACCGCUUCCUGGCCAUCGUGCACCCCUUUCGCUCGAGGAUGCUCAGGACCAAACGCAACGCCAGGAUAGUGUGCGCUGCCGUGUGGGUCCUGGUACUUUCAGGAAGCCUCCCUACUGGGUUUCUGCUAAAUAGUACCACAAAGGACACUCAUGGGAACACUUUCUGCUUUGAGAACUUUUCAUCCAAUACCUGGAAAUCCCACCUGUCUAAAGUGGUGAUCUUUAUAGAGACAGUUGGUUUCCUGAUUCCUCUUCUACUCAACGUUUGUUGCUCUAUCAUGGUGUUACAGACGCUGCGGCGCCCUCAGACUGUGAGUCGAGGGGGAAAGGUGAACAAAACCAAGAUCCUGCGGAUGAUAAUCGUGCACUUGUGCAUUUUUUGCUUUUGCUUCAUCCCCUAUAAUGUCAACCUGGUGUUUUAUGCUCUGGUCCGCACCAAAACCAUAAAGGGAUGCUUUACUGAGUCUGUAGUUCGAACAAUCUACCCGAUAGCCCUUUGCAUUGCUGUGUCCAACUGUUGCUUUGAUCCCAUCGUGUACUACUUCACCUCAGAGACAAUCCAGAACUCCUUCAAGAAGACGUCUCAGGCCUCCCGUUCGUUUGAUGUCAAGUUCUCUGAGGCCAUGCAGUCUGAGAGCGGCCCCAGUUUGCAAUGGAGCCUAAAGAAUCUGAGAGCGAAGGUCUUCCACAGCGAGUCUUCUGUCUGAAAAUUCUCAGUUACCUUUCUUAGGAGAGUUUUUCCUAUUUUGGACUUCAUCUCAGGGCAAAUUCUUUAAACUAUGGAUUUAACAACCUCUGCUUUGCAGUAUUACCACUUGACCUUACUCUCACAUGCGAGGAUUUCUUACAACUACUUACACAUUUCUGUUUCCUGUGGAUUAUACUGUAAUUGUGUUUGACACAGUUUCUCAGCCUGUGAUGCAUUAGGGGAAUAUGAUCACCGAACUGCACAAUUUUGAUAUUAACAUAUUAAUGUACCUGUAUUGCUGUAUAUAUGUAUGGUAUAUUGUGGUGCUAACUUUAGAAUGUUAUCUAUUAAGUUAACAAAGAGCUAAGCUAUAUGUACAGGGCUUUUUGUAUGUUAGGUAUUAAAAGUCAUUCUGUAAUUCACUUUUGUGAAUGUGUCAUUUUUUUAAAUUGUGAAUUACAGAAUGGAAAGGCAGCCUUGAUGUUGUUCUGGGAACAUUUCAUUGUAGUCUUAUGAAUGCACUGACAGACUUCCUCAUACUGCACUCACGCUAUUGUCAUGAAUAAAAGCCAUGUGCUGCCUCAUGCAAAAAACUGCACUUUGAAACUUUUUCUUUUAAAUAUGAAAGAUCUGUUUUUCUGUCAUUUAUCAUGCUGUCAUACAUCUUUAAACAGAAACUUUUAGAAUUAUAACUUGGUCACAUUUUUUGAAAUACUGGUUCACUGUAACACUCUUUCUAAUUUUGAACUAAAUGUGGGAAGCUUGCAGUACUUUAAGCCAAUAAAAAAGUGAGCUUGCAUAAUUUAACACCAAAUGCUAAAAUUUUGAGACAUCUAAAUCUUUAACUAAGUUGUUUUUUAUUGCUCAUUGAUUAAAUCAUAUCUGUAUUUUCUGUCUUUUUGUGGAAGAUCUAAAGAUUAAAGUGCAUUCUCACUCCAUUUAAACUGCACUGUUAGAAAUGAAACGCAACAAAAAUUAUGUGCAUAGUUUGUGAUACAAUUCAUUGGUCAGAACAUACUUUUUUUAUAUAUUUCUGCAAUGUAUUUCAGUCUGAAGGUGUAUAAACUAUGUUGUUUUGGAAAAGAAAAUAGUAUGAAAGUAUGACCACGAUGUAUCAAAUGCAGCAUAAAGAGAUUGAGAAAUUCAAGUGUUGCUUAAAAUAAUAUUAGGUAAGCCUUGAAGUUGCAAUUUAUUCCAAACUGCUCAAAUCGAAAUGGUCACAAUAAAAUGAAACAUGAAAAGGGAUGCUUUAAAAAAAACAGAAGCCUUGAACAUCAUACAUCAAAUAGUUGCUGAAAAUUAUUUAAUGGUAAUAAACACUGGUGUGAGAAUGUACGUGUAAUUAAUUCUGCAUUCAGAAAUAUUUGAGGUGUUUUUAAGGGAAAUUCUUAUAACUAUGUGACUAUAAUUGUCUGAAAUAUCACAAAUAUGAUGAUAACACAAAUAUGAGAAAUCCAGCUGACAUUUCCAAAAAUAAAUAUAAGAUUUAUAAUUAUUUUCUCUUAAUAUGCAGCACAGAGUUAAGAGCUUAGAAUCUCUUUUCUUUUUCCUGUACAAUGUAAAGAAGUGAAAGCUAUGAGUUAGGAUGUGUUUCACUUCUCCAAGGACUUCUGUGUGUGGCCUACGAAAACAAAAGAUGCAUACGUAAUUGUUGCUCACUGACAUUUAGAGAUUCUCCACAGUUUUAGGUCAUCAACACGUGAAUUCACAUCUGUGGUGCUGUGACCACAAGUAGGAGAAAUCAUCUUAGUAAAAACAUUGAAGCAACGUGGGUUGAUCAGAGAAAGGACUGUUUCUUUUAAACCUACAUUGGAAUUUCAUUUUAUCUGCUGUAACACUUUGUCUUCCCUUCCCUCACAAGGACAUAGAUUUUUUUUUUUUUUGGUGUUUUUUUUGGCUAAUGAGUCUGUCGGCUUCCACCAAAAACCUUUGGUGGAGCUUUUUAACAAUACGGGUGAAAGUUUAUAUAAUAGAAACUGAUGGUUUGCAUUUAGACUGAACCAGUUGGACACCCCAUGCAUAAAGCAAUCCAUGUAGGAUACAGAAUUUUUCAUGCAGGAAGUAUACAUCAUAAAAACUUCAUAAUAUAGUUAGAUCUGCUAAAAAUGGUUACUGAAUAAGGAACUAAGCAUAAUCUUAUGUAUUUAGACCCAUAAAAUAAACCUAGAUUUUCUAUUGUACAUGUACUGUUAUCAGUUAGAAUUUAUUUUAGCAGACAUUUAGUUUUUAAAAAUAAUCUUUUUUUUUCUAAAAGAAGUUUAAAUUAUCUGACAAAGAAGUACUUUGGUAAAGAGGUGAAGGUCUCAGACUUAUAUUCUAAAAAAAAACCAAAACACUAUGCUCUUGGCUUGAAUGGAUUUUAAAGAACAAUUAUAAAAGGUAAAUUUAAGAUUAUUAUUAUAUAUUUCUGAUUUAAAAGUAUGUGCUAUAUAUCAUCAUAAAGUUCUCAUGCAGUUUAAUAGUUAUGCCAACUGGAAAUGAUUGAAAUAUAAAAAAAUUCUCCUUUAGAUCUCAGUUUUCUGAUGUAAUUUUGGAUUCUUUUUGCACUUCCAUGCAAGGCCGGCUUUCUGUUGAAUAGCUUUUACAUAUUUUCACAGAGCUGACUUGACUGAAAAUUUUGUGCAUAAAUAAAAAUGAGGAACUAUUAUUUAAGUAUUAUUUAUUCAGUGACAAAAGUCACACUUUGCAUGUUGCUAUUGCAUGUGUGAGUGCUAUGAAAUGUUUUGGACUUCAGCAAGCACUUUCAGCACAAUCGCUUGCACGCUUUAAGGAUGACAGUCAUUCACAGGCCCCAUGUGACUCAAACCCACUGUUGUGCAUAAAAAUAAACUGAUAGAAACCAUAUUUACCACACAGAAAAAUAUGGUUAUGUUUGGGUUCAGCACUUUGAACCUGAAAAGAUAGAAGCUGAUAUGAUUCAUUUUAACUCUAAAAGAAAAAUAAAAUACCUGCAAGUCACGAAGAACCACUGAAGCAGAGCAUGCAUGUGGAAAUCUCAAACUAAAAUCUUGCAGAAUUAGAUCCUGUUGUCACAGGAAAUAAUGUGCUGUGAAGCCAAAGCACCAGGAAACCACUAACAGAACGACAUGCUGCUAAAACCUUACUGGCAAUUCCUAAAGAUCAGGCAGAGACACUGUAUUUAUACCUGGACCAAAAUUCAACACAAUCAAGAACACUGUUUCGAAAACAAACAGCUUUCUGGCUAAAAGCUAGCAUCAUCCCUGGCAAGGGCCAAACGUCUGGUUCUGUGUUUACAGUAUACAAUCUGAUCACCAGGUGUUGAUGACUGUUAAUGUCACUGCAAAAAAUGAAGGCAGGAACAGGAGCGGAUAAACAAAGGAAAUCACAACUCCAAGCCACUUUAGAUAAAUGAUAUAAGCCUUUUCACUCACUCAGCACCAAGAGAGACAAUACAAAGUGAUAUUGUCUUAAUAGUUCUGAUUUACUGAUUUGGUGAGGCAAGCAUUGAGGUACUGUUCAUGUUAGAGGCAGAGACCUGCAUGCUCUGCAUUCACAGCCAGUAUGUUAUCAAUUUGACCUUUCCUUCCCAACAGGCUGCAGGAUGAGAAAACACAGGCGAGGUGCAGGUUGUUGUCACAUAUACAUUCUGUUUUUCAUUCUGUUGGGGGUGUGGACCAGCAGCUUUGUAUGAGAAAUCUCUGUGGAUUUGGUCUAUAAUACAAAGACAAUAAGUGUAUUCAAUUUUCUUGACAUUUCAGUUGUCUAGAAAGGUGAAAGUAGCUUUAGUAUGAGUAAUUAUAUAUGUGUCUUGAACAGAAAUUCAGAUUCUACAAACAAUUUAGUGUCUGACAGGCCAAUAUACAUUUUAAGUCAUUCCACUUUAUUUUGUGAUAAAGCAGACUAGGAAAUUAAAACUUAAACCUUUGAAUUAAACUUGGUUAAUUCAAGUUUACAGUCUUUUAUACAGCCCUAAAAAUUGCCUUUGUUUGGCUGAUCAACUAUCAAUAUAAUACCAGAGGCAACGUCACACUGUGUGUAUGCGAGAGCAGUCAGCAUUACACAGGUUUGCAGUGGAAAAGAGCAAUACUAUUAUGCCAGUGCAAACAAAACAGAUUAGACAUUGUAAACUGUCUUCAGCUUCUUAGAGUAACGUGAUUAAUAAGCACAAUUAGCACAAAGUUGUUACAGCAACCUCUUAGCGAUCACUAAUCUAAUGUUUAAGCCGUCAGCGGUGGCAUCACAGCACCAUGUCAUUCUUGAAGACCCUAAAGUGUUCUUGAUCAAGACUGCCAACUUUUGGGGCAACUGUGAUAAAUCUGACAUGUCUCUCCUCUGAUCCUCCUGAUGAGCUCUUUGAAGCACUGUCAGCCUAUAUCAGCAGUGAUUUCUGCUGGAAAUCUGACACCAGGAAAAGCAGUUUGGGUUGGGUCAGUGGUGAGGUUGGUGGAGAGGUUAUUGUCCUCAGACUCAAUCCACAGCUAAGGCCACAUGACAGGGGGGAGAGGGGGGAGCACCAUUUUGCCCAGUGGAUUUGGGGGAAGGGGCUCACUGCAUUAGAUGAUCAACUAUUUUCCUUUCCACAGAGGGAAAAUUAGGCAGGAAAUGACUGUUAUUACCCUGACAUGGCUGGUGCCUAUUUGGAUAUCUGCACUGUUUUCUUGUAAUUACAAUAAACAUGCCAUAUA
This is a messenger RNA of Poeciliopsis prolifica (blackstripe livebearer), 5694 nucleotides long. RefSeq names its product lysophosphatidic acid receptor 6-like. The record is from RefSeq and is a predicted model, not a curated record. The coding region runs from base 12 to 1067 and encodes 351 amino acids. The transcript has a single exon. Lineage: Eukaryota; Metazoa; Chordata; Actinopteri; Cyprinodontiformes; Poeciliidae. Gene Ontology annotation, biological process: phospholipase C-activating G protein-coupled receptor signaling pathway; positive regulation of Rho protein signal transduction. Gene Ontology annotation, cellular component: membrane. Gene Ontology annotation, molecular function: lysophosphatidic acid receptor activity.